This is a messenger RNA of Theileria orientalis strain Shintoku, 411 nucleotides long. RefSeq lists its product as uncharacterized. Bases 1 to 411 code for a protein of 136 amino acids. The transcript has 4 exons. NCBI's taxonomy places the organism in Eukaryota, Apicomplexa, Aconoidasida, Piroplasmida, Theileriidae. Gene Ontology annotation, biological process: transcription initiation at RNA polymerase III promoter. Gene Ontology annotation, cellular component: RNA polymerase III complex. The record is from RefSeq and is a predicted model, not a curated record.
AUGUUUAAAGUGUUCGUAAUUGAAGAUAUUGUCACCCUUAAUGUGUCGGAGUACGUAGGGGACAAGCGAAACAUACUAUUCCAAAAACUGUCAAACAAAUACAUAAACAAGGUCGUUCACGGAGUCGGACUUGCAAUUGCUCUGGACGGGGAUUUUUUAAAAUGCGAAUCUCGGAUUCUUCCAAACGACGGAUCGGCACACUAUAAACUGAUAUUUAAGCUGCUGGUAUUCUCGCCAGUGAUAAAUGAAGUGUUCAAAGCGAACUAUCGACCGGAUUCUUUAGUGAUAUUCACUGAUGAAAUUAACGGAUAUUGGUUAAAAAUCGAUGAAAACACCGAUGUGCCCAUAAAAACAGACAAUGUAGUAGAAUUUAAAAUAUUAGAUAUUAUUUACAAUCAAGAAGGAGGUUAG